UGGAAAGUACUCGGGACAAACCUUCAAGUGGCUUCUUGAAAAUGACAUUGGAUGGGUAGUUUGGCUUUUGGCUGAAUUCAUAUUGAAGGGAGAAACAAAUUGCACAUCUUUCAGAGGCAGGCAAGCAGGAGGAGGAGGAGGAAGCGUCAAGCUUUCAAUGCCCGACUGAGGCUGCUGUCAUCCUUGAAGGCUGGCAGAAAACUUGGGAGCAGCCGUCGUCAGUGAACUACCAGGGCAUUCCACCACAAGACGUCCGGUGGCUGAAGGAAAAUGAGGAUUAUGGAUUGUAUAAAGCAGCCACAGCACAUAAAACCAAAAGUGGAGAAAUCGUCAGGCGGAAACUGCUGAAGGACAAGAUAGAAUUCAACCCUCCUUCUGUUCCGACCUAUUUGGGUGGCUCAAUUCCAAAUAUGUUUUCCUUUUUCACUGCACCUGUCUUCUUUUGGCAACCUGUUGGCAUUCUGCAUGCAAAAAUCCGGUGCCCAAACACCAACUGCCCCGCCCCUCCAAACACCUUUCUCAUCAGGAAAGGUUACUCGUCUUCUGCACGACAGUGACGGAGGCACGUCCAUGCUGGAAUCCUUGUUUGCUGACUGGAUUGAAGAGGGCAUGGUGAUCUGGCUUGACAUUCGUCACUGGCUGCACCGUUGGGAUGCUGUGGUGAUCAGGCAGACUCACGCCAAGUAUGAAGCCUUCAUGAGCGCCAUGGCUGGAGCCCUGCUGGCCUACAACCAGGCAGAUAUGCGACUGCUGAUCUCUGCUGUUCGGAAUGGCAACAAAGUACUCCAAGUACAGCGAUGAGGAGAUGAUUUCCUUUUUGAAGCCAAACCAGAUCAAGAGCUACGUUCACCAUGUGACAUGGAGUGUUGAGAACAGCGCUGUUGCUGUCGAGUUCAUCUUGGAGCAGUUCAAGGGACCAGCUGGGCUGGACAUUGAUGGGAUCCCUUUGUUUAAGGAUGACGCCGCUGUCAACAGUCACUGGGCAACUGCAAGCAAACAUCUAAGCUGUAUGCAG
Messenger RNA from Oryzias melastigma (Indian medaka), 1015 nucleotides. RefSeq lists its product as uncharacterized. NCBI's taxonomy places the organism in Eukaryota, Metazoa, Chordata, Actinopteri, Beloniformes, Adrianichthyidae. The record is from RefSeq and is a predicted model, not a curated record.